This is a messenger RNA of Racocetra persica, 714 nucleotides long. The record is from the annotation of a GenBank genome assembly. NCBI's taxonomy places the organism in Eukaryota, Fungi, Glomeromycota, Glomeromycetes, Diversisporales, Gigasporaceae.
CUUGCUAAAGGUGAACCUCCUUACUCGGAUCUUCAUCCGAUGAAAGUUCUCUUUCUUAUCCCUAAAAAUCCACCACCAUCCUUGGAUGGUGGAUAUUCUAGAUCAUUCAAGGAAUUUAUUUCACAGUGUUUGGAUAAAGAUCCGGUGAAACGACCAUCGGCAAAAGAAUUACUCAAGCACAAAUUUAUCAGAAAUGCAAAGAAAACAUCAUAUUUAACUGAAUUAAUUGAACGACAUCAAAGAUGGUUGGCUGAAGGGGGUGGUCAGCAAGAGUCUGACGAAUCGGAUCACUCUGAGAACGGUGGUGAUGAUGGAGAGGAUACAGCGUGGGAUUUUCCAAAGCCAAUUUCUCAUUCAUCAGAUGAUGACGGUGAGGGUUCAGAAGACAAUGCAACGAUUGGGCCGGCAAAAGGAAAACACGCGACGGUAAUGAAAUCUAGAGGUUCUGAUUAUGACACAGUCAGGCAUGUUGAUAUGUCAAAGGUCGAAGAUUUAUACUCAAAUGAUAAUGAAAAGAAUGAAGAGCCUGUAACUGGACCAGCAGUUUUUAAAAAAGUAAUCGUGCCUUCAAUAGAUAAAUUGCGUAUGAAUGCACCAUCCAAAAAAUCUCAGCUCACAUUGGAUGCCUUGAAAAAGGCUUUCGAGGAUGCUGAAAUGGAAAAUCCUGGUAUAUCUGAAACACUUAUGCAUGCUGUUUUUCAGAAAUUCGAUGAA